Colletotrichum spaethianum is the source of this 300-nucleotide messenger RNA. RefSeq lists its product as uncharacterized. The coding region runs from base 1 to 300 and encodes 99 amino acids. Lineage: Eukaryota; Fungi; Ascomycota; Sordariomycetes; Glomerellales; Glomerellaceae. The transcript has a single exon. The record is from RefSeq and is a predicted model, not a curated record.
AUGUCUAAGCCGACCCCAUCAACGACCGACACGGGGCAGCUCGGAGGUCUGACUGAUCAGGCAGCCUCAUUCGCCGGUGAAGCUUUCCAGAGUUACCGAGGCCCUGACGACAAUGUGGACACUGAGUCUGAGACCGGUCCUGAGAUUCCCAACUUCGGAACCACCAAGAGAAGCGAGGGCAAGGACCCAAGCUCAGGCUAUCGGCAGUACAAAGGGAGUCCUGAUCAGGCCGGCAAGGACAUAAGCCCUUCCCCUGAUCUGGCAUCAGACUCCCUUACUGCGGCAGACUUCCGGGCCUAG